Topomyia yanbarensis is the source of this 704-nucleotide messenger RNA. RefSeq lists its product as uncharacterized. Lineage: Eukaryota; Metazoa; Arthropoda; Insecta; Diptera; Culicidae. Bases 177 to 704 code for a protein of 175 amino acids. The record is from RefSeq and is a predicted model, not a curated record. The transcript is spliced from 2 exons.
CGCCAAAAAGCGUAGAGUUCCCCACUCGGAGGAGGUGAUUAAACGUUGCUUGGAUGCAAUCAGCAAUGGAACGCCAAUUAAAACAGCUUGUCGACUGCACGGCAUUCCCAGGUCCACUAUCAAGUUCCGGUUGAGCAAACACUAUAAACUAUAAACUUGUUGCAUGGAUAAAGAAAAUGGCCCGAAAAGGAUACCCUGAUACUAAAUACCGCAUCAUGAAUCGGGUGACCCUCUACUUAGAAGAGCAUCCGGAAAGAAAUCGUUUCCAAAAAGGAAAACCAAGUUAUCAAUGGUUUCGUCGUUUUUUGAACCGUUACCGGUCUGAACUUUCUGUUCGAAAGCCGGAGAGUGUCACGAAAGCUAGUGCGAACGUAACCGAGUCCGACAUUAGAAAGUGGUUUAAAGAGGUUUUAGGAAUUCUUCGCGAAGAGAAGGUAGCCGACAUUCUUUCCGAUCCAAGAAGAAUUCUUAACGGCGACGAAGCCUGCUUCUACUUGGAUCCGAUGAUCAACAAAGUGAUUGCUAGGAGAGGUGAGCGAAACGUGUAUAAAGUUGAUCAGGGACCGGCGAAGAAAAAUAUCACGGUGAUGUUUACUUGCUCUGCUGAUGAUGUAAUGUUUCCCCCAAUGAUAGUGUUGCCGUACAAAAAAAUUCCUAUGGAAGUUACGAAGAGCGUGCCCGCUGAACGGACAACGGAUGGAUGA